CUUUUCCUCAUGAAGACUACUCAACGUCAGUUAUCUUCAUCUUUCACCAAACUCUGCGAGAGACUGUCCUCAUUCAGGAAUGGUGAGGACAAUAUAAGAGACUUAGAAGCUGUCUUUGCUUACAUGGAUGCAAACAAAGACGGUAGAAUCUCUGCAGAAGAACUUAAGAAGAGUUUCAACACAUUGGGAGAUCAACUUUCUGAUGAAGAAGCUGAAGCUGCUGUUAAACUAUCUGAUAUAGAUGGAGAUGGGAUGUUGGAUUUUGAGGAGUUUGCUCAGUUAAUCAAAGGGAGUGAUGAGGUUACAGAGGAAGAGAAGAAGAGCAAGAUGAUGGAAGCUUUUAGAAUGUAUAUCGAUGAAGGUGAAGAUUGUAUUACUCCUAGAAGCUUGAAGACUAUGCUGAUGAAGCUUGGUGAGUCAAGAACGAGUGAUGAUUGUAGGGUUAUGAUCAAAGCUUUUGAUCUUAAUAAUGAUGGAGUUUUGAGUUUUGAUGAGUUUGCUCAUAUGUUGAUAAGAUGAUGUGUUGAGGAAUCAGUCCAUCUAUUGUUGUUGUGGCUUUGUUUGUUUUUUUUUGUUUGAUUGCUGUAAAUAUAUAUGGCUUGGCAAGCAAUAAACAAGUAUGAUAUGUGUUUGUUUCAUAUGCAAAUCAAGCAA
This is a messenger RNA of Raphanus sativus (radish), 654 nucleotides long. RefSeq names its product calcium-binding protein CML39-like. NCBI's taxonomy places the organism in Eukaryota, Viridiplantae, Streptophyta, Magnoliopsida, Brassicales, Brassicaceae. The record is from RefSeq and is a predicted model, not a curated record. The transcript has a single exon. Gene Ontology annotation, molecular function: enzyme regulator activity; calcium ion binding. Bases 10 to 519 code for a protein of 169 amino acids.